AUGGCCGACUUCUUCAGGAUGAAUCUGCAGCCGGCUCCGCAUCCAGUGGUCCAAGCCGCUGACUUCCCGCGAGUCCAUGCCGAAAACUUCCCGCAUGGAGAUCGCGCAGCCUUUUCAAAGUAUUAUCCAACUGGAAUUCCCGUCACCUACAAGAUGAUGCAUGGUGUGCACUCUCAGGGGGUCGCCCAGACCUAUCUGGAGGACCACCUUCCCGUGGGUUUCUACACCGCCGUGCCCCCCAAGGCAAGGGCCUUCAUCUCGACCUCUAACGGCACUCGACCGUUUCGCAAGUUGGAUCACAUCCUGCCCCAGCGCCGAGUCCAUCUAUGGUCGAAAGACGAAAUCCAAAUCAUUUGCAACUCGCUCCGCAAGCUGUACUGGAAUGAGUUCAAGGACAUGCAGCAGCCUCACUGCUGGGACGACCUGUGGACAUAUUUCGAUGCUCACGACCUCUACCAUAACGGCUGUAUGAACCUCUGGAACGUCAUCAACACGAUCUGGGAUGAAAACAAAAUCAUCGCUGUGGAUGUGAGCCGAGAAAUUGCUGCCCAUAUUGGCCACUGGGCGGAUGACUGGCUCAAGAGAGAGGAGAACAAGGAGAAACUGGUUCGAUGGGAGGAGUCUCACGGCCCCAUCUUCCGCAUUCUUGACGACCGAGACCACGAGUCCCUAGGCUUGAUUCAGGACGACGUGGUGCCGCUGAUAGCGAGCGCAUUGAAGAGCCGUCGCACUUUUCUUCUUUCUGGCAGGGAAGCAGGACAUGUCGAAGAGCCUGCGGCGCUGGUUGCAGCUUGUUGCACGAACAAGAUUGAGAACUGGCUUACUGGUCAGAGAGUUCUCGAUAACAAUGGGCUUCCGUCUCCUCCCGUAGCUGAGCCGCACCGCGGCUCGUUGUCGCUGAAUGGGCCGGCUCCAUGCCUUGUGGAAAACGGGAAGCACUACUAUCUCACGCAACAUUCAUUGCCGCCCCCUGAACCACCUACUAGGCCCAUUGAGGCUCUUCAAGCUUUGCAAAAGUCUGCCAUAGGCGCUGCAGUCUUCCGACCUGCUGAAGCUGCCAAGACUGGCAUCGUCAUUGCCAAUGGUAGCAAUAUGCCAAAGCGAUUGCAAAUGGCUGUUGAGAAAGCCGACCCCAAGACAUCAAGCGAGGAUCAAAGUCAGAGCGAUCCUCGAAGAAGUGCAUCGAUGCCGGAGACAUCAUCUCCCGUGGCUGGUUCCAGCAUGCAACCAAGGCGCAACGAGGUCUUGCUAGGUGCUGGCAAUGAACUUGCUGCCGAUGCCGAGGUCAGACGGAGUUCUGAAUCAGCAUGUCUCCCGGAUCGUGGCAAAUCAUCUCCAGGCCACUCCUCGCUUGCAAAGCACUCUGGCGCAGAGACAAUGAUGGACAAACUCACGAGAGAUGUUGCCGACCUGGAGCAUACCGAGAAAGGUUUCAAAGGCAUGAAUCACACGUAUGGCGAGAGGGCAACGUUGCCACCCGCUCACAGCCACUUUUACCAACCUCGACCCAUUGAGCGACCUGACUAG
Molecule: messenger RNA, 1527 nt
Organism: Trichoderma reesei QM6a
Lineage: Eukaryota; Fungi; Ascomycota; Sordariomycetes; Hypocreales; Hypocreaceae
Exons: 2
Coding region: 1-1527 (508 amino acids)
Source: RefSeq, a predicted model, not a curated record